Molecule: messenger RNA, 3125 nt
Organism: Neoarius graeffei (lesser salmon catfish)
Lineage: Eukaryota; Metazoa; Chordata; Actinopteri; Siluriformes; Ariidae
Gene: peds1b
Product: plasmanylethanolamine desaturase 1
Exons: 6
Coding region: 77-907 (276 amino acids)
Molecular function (GO): oxidoreductase activity
Source: RefSeq, a predicted model, not a curated record
GUUUGUAGUUUGAGGAACUGAUCCGGCUGGUUUGACUUUCUCACCCGGGGGAGAGCGAACCAAAACCGGAGCCAAUAUGACUAGUAACCGGAGUGAAAAUGGGGCUGUGGAGGCAGAAAGUCAGGAAGGCGAGCUGAGCUCUUCGUCUCGGGCUUCGGUCAGAUGGGGUCCUCAACACGCAGGCGCUCGGGAGCUCGCAAAUCUCUACUCUCCGGGUAAGAGGUGUCAGGAAUGGAUCAGUGUUGUUCUCUGCUUCACACUCAUGGCCUUUAAUUUCUUUUACCUCCUCGCCCAUUUCCACCUGGGCCAUGUCUGGUACAUCCUCCUGGGAAUCGUGGCAGGAAUCCUUACUGCAGACUUUGCCUCUGGGCUGGUCCACUGGGGGGCUGACACGUGGGGGUCUGUGGAUCUGCCCAUCGUUGGGAAGGCAUUCAUCCGUCCAUUUCGGGAACAUCAUAUUGAUCCCACAGCCAUCACACGACAUGAUUUCAUAGAGACAAAUGGUGAUAACUGCAUGCUGACAAUCAUUCCCUUGGCUAAUAUGGCCUACAACUUCCACACUCGAACACCAGUGGAGAUUUAUCACAUCUUCCCCUGGUACUGCUACAUGUAUUCUUUGGCCAUUUUUGUGACCCUGACCAAUCAGAUCCAUAAGUGGUCUCACACCUAUUUUGGGCUGCCACGCUGGGUCACUUUCUUGCAAGACUGCCACAUCAUCCUCCCUCGCAAACACCAUAGAGUUCAUCAUGUAUCGCCUCAUGAGACCUAUUUCUGCAUUACUACAGGCUGGUUGAACUACCCAUUGGAGAAGCUUGGCUUCUGGAGGAAUCUGGAGGACAUCAUCCAGAGCGUGACAGGAGAGAAGCCCAGAUCAGAUGACUUGAAAUGGGCCCAGAAAACCCAGUAACAUUUCUGUGGUGCCAGCGUCCCUCUCCUACCUCAUAUCUCUGUCACAGAGGUCCAGCCUCCAUCUCCUCCUCAUUCAGCUCCCCAGCAUUGACCCAGCCAGUGGGGUGACGAGAACUGAAUGAUGCUGAUAAACUAUGUACAAUCUUCCAGCCCACAGAAAGAAGAAAGGAGGAGAGAAGUGGAGAGUGUGUUUGCAAGCAAUACUUCUCUGCACUUCUCAUCCAGCAACAGUGCUCAAAUCUGUUUUUAUACUCCCCAGUUAGUUUUCUUUUUCCCUUGCACAAAGAAGCCAUUUUACCUCUGCAGUGGGGGUAUUAACUUGAAACCGGAAGCAAAAUGAAAAAUCCACGUUUUUAAAAUACUUGAACAGUGAACUGCAGUUCAAACAGAUGCCUUUAAAAAAAACAAAAAACAAAGAAAAAACCUGCUUACAGAUUUCUGCAGACUGAUUUAACAGUUGGACUGCUCCUCUCUCAACAUUCUGGUUUGCAAGAAGUAAACAACCUCUUUCCUGGCCCAUCUUUUUUUUUUUCCCCCUUCACUGAUGACAUGGCUUGUUCAUUGGAGGGCUGGAAGUGGUGUCUUCACCUGUUGCUGAUGUCUGAACAGACAAAGCCAUCGAAUAUGCAGUCUUUCCUCAGUCCGCCUUACUUAUGCAGUACAUGCAGCAGAGACGGUUUACUCCGGUGUGUGUGUCUCUCUUUCUCUCAUAUAUACACACGCGCACGCUCCACAAUUUACACUUUCCAUUCCUCACUGUACACCUUGCACUCUGCGUAUACUCCAUGCAAAACCUUUGGCUUACGCCUGUGAAUCAUCCAUGCUUUUGUUACAGGAUGUUUUUCCACAUUGUUACACAUCUUUAAAGAGUUUAUUAUUAUUAUUAUUAUUUUUUUUUUUUUUUUUUUUGCACAACUAAAUUCUCUCCUACUAAUGCUUUACCUAUUCAUAGGUGCUCGAAAUACACCCAAACACACACAACUGACCAAUUUGUACCAGUUCCUUGUGCUCGAGACUGAAUUUUCAGUGCGGGUUUUAAGAGCUAAACAGAUAAUAAAAAUCUAAUUAUAAUUUUGAUGCAUCGGAAAGACUUGUAUAGACUUUUAUAUUAAUCAAUCUUAUUUUUCUUGUCUUAAAUGAUGGAUAGUUAAACAUGGCAGCUCCGUUGGAUGAUCUUGUGCUAUUAGUCUUUACAUGCCCAUGGCUAAUGUGAGAGACAGAAGGCUUUUAGGUCUGUUUGAGCAUGUUAAGCUGCUCCCAAGAUCAUUAUAACAUUUAACACUUCCAACAGCUGCGUGUAUGUACCGCUUAACUGACAUGCACUCCUGCUGCUAGUUAUAAAGCUAUUUAUAAUGGCUCUCUAGCAGCAGAAUAUGUAAAAAUUGACCAAAAGAAUAUUAAUCAUGUUGUAGUUUUUGAGUAUCAUCAAUAUUGAGCAACACCUAACGGUUACUAAACUAGUCCUUCGCCUUAUUCCACUGGUUUGUUCUCUGUAUGUAUUGGGAUUGUAAGCUUUGUGUAUGUUCUCUGAAAAACAAUUGAGUUUUUGAAUAGUUUACUACUUGCCAUGAACAGACUACACAGCUUCGCUUAAUUUAGGGGAAAAAAUAGGAUAAAUAUAGGUGUGUUUUGUAUUCUGGUUCUCCCCCGGAGAAGUGUAUACAUGAAUUGGCCGGUGCUGGUCAGAAUUCCUCCUUACAGCCACACACUAAGAUUAUUACUUGAAAUUACUGUAUAUAAAUAUCAUGAUAAUGAGUGAUUCGUCUAGAAGGAAUGGCUGUCUUGCAUUAACAAGGUAUUAUAUUAAAGAAUCGCUUGGUGUGUGUGGUUUUUUUUUUUUUUUUUUUUUGGGCCUGGAGAUGUUCCAUUUGAGUCGUUCCCCCCCCCCAAAAAAAAAAAAAAAUUUUAAAUAUUGUCAAAUAUUAAACCUUGUUUGGUCAAAUGAAAAACAAACAUGUAAGAGGGUGCUUCCUAUGUAUGAAAUGUUCAAUCAUAUGCCAAGUUUUUAAAGCUAUAGUCUGCGUAUGUUAUAUAAUUUUUCUUUUUUUUUUUUUUGUAUGGGUCACUAUAGAGUAGUAUUUAAUUGUCAAAGGUCAACACUUUUUAAAAGGUCAGUAACUAUAAAGGUGUCAAAUUACAUGGAGCAUAAGAACAACUGCCAGGAUAUUUAUUUUUUUUAUAUAAAAACCUGUGUGCACAUUUUCAGACCCCCCCCC